This is a messenger RNA of Balaenoptera acutorostrata (minke whale), 1306 nucleotides long. Its product is annotated as C2 calcium-dependent domain-containing protein 4A. Bases 61 to 1251 code for a protein of 396 amino acids. The record is from RefSeq and is a predicted model, not a curated record. NCBI's taxonomy places the organism in Eukaryota, Metazoa, Chordata, Mammalia, Artiodactyla, Balaenopteridae. The transcript has 2 exons.
UCCCAGAGGCUGUGCGCCUCUAGAGGUUGGUGCCCCAGGCGGAUCGGUGCGGACACCUAUAUGACGCUGGACCCCAGGCUGACCAGCUCCAGCAGAGGUUCCUCUGGAACCGGCAUCUGCUGCCUGAUGUGGUGCCUGGAGCGGCUCCGCUUGGGACCCGAGCACCUCCUGCGGGGCAGAAACCGGCUUUUCCAGGAUCAGGCCGGCCGAGCCACUGCUCUCAGGCCCGCCCGGUGCGCAAACGUGCUCACCCCGGACCGCAUCCCCGAGUUCUGCAUCCCCCCGCGACUCGCGCCCUGCCCGACCCUGGCUGCGAUCCAAGACACCAGGCGCGAAAAAGCAGGGACAGACGACGGCGCGGGGCGCACGGACUGGGACCCACGCUCGCAGGCCGCGCUCUCGCUGCCUCACCUGCCCCGAGCGCGCACCGCCUAUGGCUUCUGCGCGCUGCUCGAGAGCCCGCACACCCGCCGCAGGGAGUCGCUCUUCCUCGGGGGCCCGGGGGCCGCCCCGCUCCUGCCCGCGCUCCGGCCCCGGGCCUGCACCUUCGGCGGCGGCGGCGGAGACGCCCCCCUCAAGCCCCCGGGAAGAUCCCUCAUUGCGCCCCCGGCAGCCCUCGGCGGCCCCCGCCCGCCUGCGGUUGCGCUCGCCCCGCGGCACCGCGGCCGCCGCCUCCUGCGCGCUCCCGAGGGGCUGCUGCGCUGCGCGCUGCGGACCCAGAGGAGCAGCGGCCUGGCCCGCGCCCGCUCCGUCUCCAGCCGGGACGGGGACGACGACGACGAACGCGGCGCCGGCUCCCGGUCCCCGGCUCAGGCCCCCGCCACGUCCCCUCCGCCGCCCCCCGACCCGCGGCCCGAGCGCCUGGAGGCCGAGGGCACCGUGACUCUGGACCGCGCCGGCGGCGCCCUGCGCCUGGCCGCCGAGUACAGUCGGGACAGCGGGCGCCUCCGCGUCCGGCUGCUCCGCGCCGAGGGCCCGGCCGGAGGGGCCGCCGAGCCCCGCGCCCCCGUCGGCUGCCGCGUCAGCUUCGUCCUGCAGCCGCCGGGUCAGACGCGCCGGCCGCGGGGCGCCGUGGUCCGGCGGAGCCGCCGGGCGGUCUUGGAGCAGGACUUGUGCUUGGACGGGCUCUCGGAGGACGAGGUGCGCCGCCUGGCCGUGCGCGUCAAGGCCGAGAACUGGGGCCGCGGGCUGGAGCGGGACCGCCUGCUGGGCCAGGGCGAGCUGCUGCUGGGCCCCCUCCUGCUCCUCUGAGGGCGCGCCCUGCCCCUGCUCUGCCCCUCGGACACUGACAGCCGAUUUGUACAAA